AUGACAACGAGAUCUGACGUGAUGGGUCAGCUCCGUAAGGAUCCCACGCAUGGUCUCGAGCACACCCUAGUCGAUCCGCUUCCCAUGUUCAUAGCGGGUAUCGACAAGGCCUCGCAGGAGAGUGUUCUAUCUUUGUACAGGUCAGUGUUUGGCGAGGGUAAUGUUCUUCCUGCGCCGGACAUUGAGCGCGUGGAGAUGGUCAAGAGCCACGAAAUCCUCAUGCAGGCUUCGAACAUGUGCAUCACUAUCAGUGAGAUGGCGAAAUGCACGCGAGCCAUUGCAAUUUGCUCCCUGCAUGAGUGGCGAGGCCGGAGUUGA
Messenger RNA from Cladophialophora bantiana CBS 173.52, 318 nucleotides. RefSeq lists its product as uncharacterized. Bases 1 to 318 code for a protein of 105 amino acids. NCBI's taxonomy places the organism in Eukaryota, Fungi, Ascomycota, Eurotiomycetes, Chaetothyriales, Herpotrichiellaceae. The record is from RefSeq and is a predicted model, not a curated record. The transcript has a single exon.